Tripterygium wilfordii is the source of this 687-nucleotide messenger RNA. RefSeq lists its product as uncharacterized. Gene Ontology annotation, biological process: DNA integration. The record is from RefSeq and is a predicted model, not a curated record. Gene Ontology annotation, molecular function: nucleic acid binding. The coding region runs from base 1 to 687 and encodes 228 amino acids. The transcript is spliced from 7 exons. Lineage: Eukaryota; Viridiplantae; Streptophyta; Magnoliopsida; Celastrales; Celastraceae.
AUGACGUUGAGGAUAUGGAAGGAUGGAUCAGAGGCACCGAUGGUGGAGUUAGUGGUCCCAGAGGAUACCGAGUUACUGGAGGAGAUACUUCGGAAGGCACAUUACUCGCAGUUUGUGAUGGAUCCUAGUGCUACCAAGAUACAUGAUGUAGUUUGGGUUGCUGUAGAUCGGUUGACAAAGACAGCUCAUUUUAUGCCUAUUCGUCAGACAAAUCCGAUAGAGUCGUUGACCAAAUUGUAUGUACGAGAGAUAGUCCGACUGCAUGGUGCACCAUUGAGUAUUAUGUCUGAUCGGGAUCCCAGAUUUACUUCACAAUUUUGGGGUACUUUUCAAGAUGUUCUGGGGAUGAAACUGAACUUCGGCACAACUUUUCAUCCUCAGACUGUUAGGCAGAAGGUUGGUGACAGACCACUAUUAGGUUCAGAGAUGGUGCAGCAGACUAUUGAGGUUUGGGUGGCCGGAUCGCUAGCGGUGAUGUUGGCUGGGUUUGGGUCGAGUCUGGCCGAGUUGACCCGGUUUAACCUGACGGUGAUCCCGACUGAGGUAGGGGUUUCUAUGUCUCUCGCGUGUGGUUCUAGAAUUCCGAUUUCACGGACUCUUAUUAUAUUAUGGUUUUGUCGAUUUUCGGUGGGAAAUGCGACCUGUGAGUUGGAUAGAGGUGACGACGGUCAGCUGCGGGACGCAUGA